AUGCCGGUUCUUCGACCAGGUAAAUUGAAGACGAUAAUCUCGGCCACGGGUGCGCUGCUACUCAUUUGCACCGUGUAUAUCUAUUGGGCCCCGCCUCCAGCCUCAGUAGUCCCUAGCACCGCCUUCGAGGUCCCUCUCGCCGAACGUCAAAAUGCUUUUUGGAAGGUCUUGAACCCGAUAUUGCAAGGACAUGCCCCAAAUACUCCUACGCCAAAGCGCCUGGCGGACGUAAGCGCAGUUCACUUCAAUGCUACGACGACCGAUUCGCGACCUGAUCUGACCAUAAUCGAGGAUGGCGAUUUACAAGCGAUGGAAGAGGCUCAUGCGGGAUAUAUUGAGGAGUGUCGUAAGUCGGAACGGCUGCGGCCAGUACAUACUCCGGGCACGCGUGGCAUAGUGUCCACAGCGGGGGCUUCCUAUUUUCCAGUUUUCUUGUCUUCUCUACGAAUGCUUCGACGACUGGGGUCAACGCUGCCGGUGGAGGUGUAUAUGAAGGAUAAAAGUGAAUAUGAAAAACAAAUUUGCGAUGAGAUCCUACCGGAUCUGGGUGCGCGCUGUCUUGUUCUCUCGGAUAUCGUUGGCAAGGGAGCCAUUGAGCAUUACCAGCUCAAAAUCUUCGCAGUUCUAUUCUCCUCGUUUGAAGAGGUUAUCUGGAUGGACGCAGACUGCUUUCCGCUCCACAGGCCUGAAGUUUUGCUCGAGUCGGAACCAUUCAGCUCCAAGGGGUUGGUCACCUGGCCGGACUUUUGGAUCUCCUCGGCGUCUCCGCUGUACUUCAAAAUCUCGCGGCAGGAAAUGCCAGCGCUGUCGGAGCGCGCGUCAUCGGAAGCGGGCGUCUUUCUGGUAUCAAAGAAGACACAUCAGUUGACCUUGCUCCUCGCUGCUUACUACAACUACUACGGUCCGUCACAUUAUUUCCGGCUAUUAUCGCAAGGCGCACCGGGCGAAGGCGAUAAGGAGACCUUCCUUCAUGCUGCCACCGCCGUCGGAGAGCCUUUCUACGCUGUAAGCGAGCGGGUUCAGGCAGUUGGUCAUACGAAGCCGGGCGGUAUUGCGGGCUCUGCGAUGGUGCAGACUGACCCAGCCGAGGACUAUGCGUUGACCAGUGCGAAUAAAUGGCGCGUGAAAGAUGAGUCUGUGGCGAAAGCCCCCCAUGCUUUCUUCAUCCACGCCAACUACCCCAAGUUUAAUCCUGGUGAAAAAGUAUUUGGCAUGAAGUGGGAGACCACGCCGACGCUCCGCCCCGAUGGCACGGACGGACGGGCAUGGCUGGCGGCAGAGUCUACUGUCCAGCGAUUUGGAUACGACGUCGAGAAAGCGUAUUGGGAGGAGAUCAAAAACAUCAGUUGCGAUCCCGCCAUCAGCUUCCGAACAUGGGAGAGGAAGGAUGAAAUCUGUGACCGGGUAGAGAGCUACUGGGCGAAUGUGUUCGCCGAGCCGCAUGAUGACGACCCCAAGUUCACUGACGAAAGCUGAAUUGGCCGCAUUGUACUGCGAUGCUGGCCUUGAGCCAUCACUGGGUAACUAGUUACGCCAUGCUGUUUAUGAUCGACACGGUUGCUUAUCAGCAGUAUUGUAUAUAAUUUUCUGUUCUUUUUCUGGUUACAUAUUC
Aspergillus costaricaensis CBS 115574 is the source of this 1612-nucleotide messenger RNA. Its product is annotated as alpha-mannosyltransferase. The transcript has a single exon. NCBI's taxonomy places the organism in Eukaryota, Fungi, Ascomycota, Eurotiomycetes, Eurotiales, Aspergillaceae. Bases 1 to 1476 code for a protein of 491 amino acids. Gene Ontology annotation, biological process: mannan biosynthetic process. Gene Ontology annotation, molecular function: alpha-1,2-mannosyltransferase activity. The record is from RefSeq and is a predicted model, not a curated record. Gene Ontology annotation, cellular component: Golgi apparatus.